Molecule: messenger RNA, 1368 nt
Organism: Ascochyta rabiei
Lineage: Eukaryota; Fungi; Ascomycota; Dothideomycetes; Pleosporales; Didymellaceae
Exons: 1
Coding region: 1-1368 (455 amino acids)
Source: RefSeq, a predicted model, not a curated record
AUGACAUGGACGCAAAGCCCUGCUACUGACACAAGUCUGCUGGGACGUACAAUCACGGCGCUCAUCACUGCUUUCCACUCCUCGCCGGCACCAUUCGUGGGCACGAAGCUUGAAUCUCUUGUCAAGAAGAUGAGCAUAGAUGCUAUCUCAAGAAUCAUUACCAAAGGUAUCCAAGAUGCAGGAGUCAGUGGCGUUCUGGAAGAGCCGAACCUCGGAAGCCAGAGACUUCUCGAUACCGCCACUCACACAAUCGACGACAAUUAUGAACGAGGUAUUGGUGGUGUUUACAUCAGAGUGCAUGAUUCGAACAAUACAAUAUCCUAUUGGAAGAAACAGACGCAAUACCUCUAUGUCGGCAAGACUGUGGACUUCCGUGAACGUUGGUCCAAUCACCGAUAUACGGCGACAAAGUAUGGUGAACUCACCCGGAACUCGGAACGCCUGGGCAUGUGUGCAGUCUGCAUCAUUGCAGAUCAGUACAUUGAGAAUUUCGCAUAUCUGGUCGAGCAGAUAUUCGUGUGUCUUUUCGGCUCAUACCGUCGUUUUCUCUUGUCCGACAAAGUAAACAAAGGGAACGCCUCUUCUUGUCUUGCCGCCAUGGAGCAUGCCAACUACUUCUCUGAGGUCGCUCGGCUCGUGUUUGAGCAGACUGGAUGGCGCCGGAUUCUUAGCCGGGCACAAUUCGAUGGGGUUGAGGGGGCGAACUUCGAAUCACCUCUACAAGAGUGGACAGUUUCUCCGGAACACCUCCUAUUGAUUCGCACCGAUACGAGGAUCAAAUAUCAGCGGACUGGAUGCUCGACUCCCAUGGCAUUCUUUCGCAGCGCCAAAGCGAAGGUGUCAAAUCACAACAACAAACCUCACACCAAUGGAACGACCCAACGCACUUGGCCUCUUUGGUCCAAGAAAAAGACCAGCGGCGGUGUUGCAAAGAAAGCCGUCGUGUUUUCCAUCACGGACGACGGUAGAGAUGGUACAAAGAUACCGCUUACUGGCGUUCCGUACUACCUUGUGGUUGAGGUUUGCAAGGAUGGAAGUCCUCAUCCCAAUGCAUGGUCACGCCUUUCGGAGGUAGGUCCAUUCGAGAACUGGGAUCAAGCACGCUCUUUCGCAGUCCGGAUCGAAUGGAAAUUUCCCCAAGGUUCUGGUAAAUGGAGAUACCGAUACGUCCAUACUUUCUGGACGUUCAGAUAUGCAGACACCAAACAGCCUGGGGCAUUGCAGGCCUACGCCAAAGCUAUCGCCUUCCUGCAGUGGCUUUUCAAUGCGCCUCCGAACCAUUCCUAUGACUGGAUACCCUGUUUGAGGAGUGAUGUCUAUGUUCUUCAGGUCUAUUAUGACCUACACAAGCAGACGAUUUCAAUCUAG